AUGGCGUCCCAUUUCCUGCGCCCAUUGGCUUGCGAGCUCUCUUCGUCCUCGUCUGCCGCGCCCGCUCGACUUGCGCGCAUCAGCUUCCAAGAUGGCAGACUGCUGGUCAGCAGCAGCAGCAGCAGCCGCCGACGCCGGUGGCUCACCACGCUCAACAAGGCCUCGUCCACCGCCUCCUCCUCGGUGCCCGCCGCCGCCGCCGCAACGCCGCUCGCUCUUGCCCGCCGCCAUGCCGCGGUAGUCGCGCUCCUCCCGCCGCCGCCCAAGCGCUACUCGACCGUCGUGCUCCCGCAGACCACGCCCUAUGCCCAGCUCACCGUCGGCGUGCCCACCGAGACCUUUGCCGGCGAGCGCCGCGUGGCCGUCACACCCGCCAACGUUGCCGUGCUGCUGAAAAAGGGCUACGCCAAGGUCCUCGUCCAGCGCGGCGCCGGUACCGCCGCCGACUUCCUCGACUCGGCGUACGAGAAAGCCGGCGCGACGCUCGUCGCCGACGCCGCCGCCAUCUGGUCCCAGGCGCACAUCGUGCUCAAGGUCCGCGGCCCGUCCCUGGACGAGGUCGACGCGAUCCGGGACCACCAGACCAUCAUCUCACUGCUACAGCCCGCGCAGAACAAGGCGCUCGUCGAAAAGAUUGCCAGCCGCCACGCCACGUGCCUCGCCAUGGACAUGAUCCCGCGCAUCUCGCGCGCGCAGGUCUUUGACGCCCUCAGCAGCAUGGCCAACAUUGCCGGCUACAAGGCCGUGCUCGAGGCCUCCAACGUCUUUGGCCGCUUCCUCACCGGCCAGGUCACGGCCGCCGGCAAGAUCCCGCCCUGCAAGGUCCUCGUCAUCGGCGCCGGCGUCGCCGGCCUCAGCGCCAUCGCCACCGCCCGCCGCAUGGGCGCCAUCGUCCGCGGCUUCGACACCCGCCCCGCCGCCCGCGAGCAGGUCCAGUCGCUCGGCGCCGAGUUCAUCGAGGUCGAGAUUGACGAGGACGGCUCCGGCGCCGGCGGCUACGCCAAGGAGAUGAGCAAGGAGUUCAUCGACGCCGAGAUGAAGCUGUUCAAGGAGCAGGCCAAGGACGUCGACAUCAUCAUCACCACCGCCCUCAUCCCCGGAAAACCCGCCCCCAAGCUCCUCAAGAUGGACAUGCUCGACGUCAUGAAGCCUGGCAGUGUCAUUGUUGAUCUCGCUGCCGAGGCAGGAGGCAACUGCGAAGCCACCAAGCCGGGCGAGCUGGCCGUCUACAACGACGUCAAGGUUAUUGGCUACACCGACCUCCCCUCGCGGCUGCCCACCCAGUCCUCUACUCUGUACUCGAACAACAUCACCAAGUUCCUGCUCUCUAUGGCCCCGCAGGAGCAGGCCUUUGGCAUCGACCUUUCCGACGAGGUUGUGCGCGGCGCCAUCGUCACCCUCAAAGGCGACAUCAUACCGCCCGCCCCGCGCCCCGCGCCGCCGCCUCCGGCCGCCAAGCCCGCCGCCGCCGCCGAAGCCGUCCCCGAGCCCGUCGCGCUCACGCCCUGGCAAGUAAAGUCGCGCGAGGUCGGCUUCGUCACCGGCGGCAUGGCCUCGGUGCUCGCGCUCGGCAAGUUUACCAGCCCGCUCUUCAUGUCCAACGCCUUUACGUUUGCCCUGGCCAGUCUGAUUGGGUACCGCGUCAUCUGGGGCGUCGCCCCGGCCCUGCACUCGCCGCUCAUGAGCGUCACCAAUGCCAUUUCCGGCAUGGUUGGCGUCGGCGGUCUGUUCAUCCUCGGCGGAGGGUACCUGCCCGGCACUAUUCCCCAGACGCUCGGUGCGCUGAGCGUUUUGCUCGCCUUUGUCAAUGUCGGUGGUGGCUUCGUCAUUACCAAGCGUAUGCUCGACAUGUUUAAACGCCCUACUGACCCCCCCGAGUACCCCUGGCUUUAUGCUGUUCCUGCUGCCGUGUUUGGCGGUGGCUUCGUCGCGGCCGCGGCGACCGGUGUUGGUGGCCUGGUCCAGGCCGGCUACCUUGCUUCCUCUGUUUUGUGCAUCGGCUCUCUUUCUAGUCUGGCCUCGCAAUCCACUGCCCGCAUGGGCAAUAUGCUCGGCAUGCUCGGUGUAUCUUCCGGUGUCCUGGCCAGCCUGUUGGCUGCCGGCUUCUCUCCCGAGGUCUUGACCCAAUUUGGCGCACUCGCUUCCAUUGGUAUUCUUGCUGGUGCUUUGAUCGGCAAGCGCAUCACGCCCACUGAUCUUCCCCAAACCGUUGCUGCUUUGCACUCUGUUGUCGGUCUCGCUGCUGUCCUGACCAGUAUUGGCAGUGUCAUGGCCGGCAUCCAAGACAUUUCCACCCUGCACAUGGUCACUGGCUACCUCGGUGUUUUGAUCGGUGGCAUCACAUUUACUGGCUCCAUCGUUGCGUUCCUGAAACUGGGCGGCAGAAUGUCUUCCAAGCCCAAGAUCCUGCCUGGGCGACACUUUAUCAACGGCGGCCUCUUGGCCGGUAACAUGGCCACCAUGGGCGCCUUCAUCACCAUGGCGCCCGGCGCGCCGCUGAUUGCCGCGGGCGCGCUGACAGCCAACGCCGUCAUGAGCUUCAUCAAGGGGUACACGACUACGGCGGCCAUUGGCGGCGCCGACAUGCCCGUCGUCAUCACGGUGCUCAACGCCUACUCGGGCUUCGCGCUCGUCGCCGAGGGCUUCAUGCUGGACAACUCGCUCCUGACGACGGUCGGGGCGCUCAUUGGCGUGUCGGGCUCCAUCCUCUCGUACGUCAUGUGCGUGGCCAUGAACCGGUCGCUGACCAAUGUCCUCUUUGGCGGGCUCUCGGCGCCGGCGGCCGAGGCGCAGGAGUACCAGCCGCAGGGCGAGGUGACGAAGACGUCGAGCGACGAGCUGGCCGACGCGCUGCUCAACUCGGAGUCGGUGAUCCUCGUCGUCGGCUACGGCAUGGCCGUGGCCAAGGCGCAGUACGCCAUCUCGGAGAUUGUGGCGCUGCUGCGCGCCAAGGGCAUCACGGUGCGCUUCGCCAUCCACCCCGUCGCCGGCCGCAUGCCCGGCCAGUGCAACGUGCUGCUCGCCGAGGCGAGCGUCCCGUACGACAUUGUCCUCGAAAUGGACGAGAUCAACGACGACUUUCCCGACACGGACCUGACCGUCGUCAUUGGCGCCAACGACACCGUCAACCCGAUUGCCAUGGAAAAGGGCAGCGCCAUCGAGGGCAUGCCCGUGCUGCACGCGUGGAAGAGCAAGCAGGUCGUCGUGAUGAAGCGUGGCAUGGCCAGCGGCUAUGCUGAUGUACCAAACCCCAUGUUCUACAUGCCCAACACCAAGAUGCUGUUUGGCGAUGCCAAGGAUACUUGCGAAGCCAUCAAGACGGCCCUUCAGUCCAAGUAG
Cordyceps militaris CM01 is the source of this 3339-nucleotide messenger RNA. Its product is annotated as NAD(P) transhydrogenase. Gene Ontology annotation, cellular component: mitochondrial inner membrane. Gene Ontology annotation, molecular function: NAD binding; NADP binding. The transcript is spliced from 8 exons. The record is from RefSeq and is a predicted model, not a curated record. Lineage: Eukaryota; Fungi; Ascomycota; Sordariomycetes; Hypocreales; Cordycipitaceae. Bases 1 to 3339 code for a protein of 1112 amino acids. Gene Ontology annotation, biological process: proton transmembrane transport; NADPH regeneration.